Messenger RNA from Drosophila hydei, 655 nucleotides. Its product is annotated as calcineurin subunit B type 2. The coding region runs from base 22 to 534 and encodes 170 amino acids. The transcript is spliced from 4 exons. NCBI's taxonomy places the organism in Eukaryota, Metazoa, Arthropoda, Insecta, Diptera, Drosophilidae. Gene Ontology annotation, molecular function: calcium-dependent protein serine/threonine phosphatase regulator activity; calcium ion binding. The record is from RefSeq and is a predicted model, not a curated record.
AAACACUCAUACACAUACAAAAUGGGAAAUGAAACGUCGCUGCCCAUGGAAAUGUGCUCAAAUUUCGAUGCAGAUGAGAUUCGUCGUUUGGGCAAACGUUUUCGCAAAUUGGAUUUGGACAACUCGGGCGCAUUGAGCGUGGAUGAGUUCAUGUCGCUGCCGGAACUGCAACAGAAUCCGCUCGUGCAACGCGUGAUCGACAUUUUCGAUGCGGACGGCAAUGGCGAAGUGGACUUCAAGGAGUUCAUUCAAGGCGUUUCCCAGUUCAGCGUGAAGGGCGACAAAUUGUCAAAGCUGCGCUUUGCCUUCCGCAUCUAUGACAUGGACAACGAUGGCUAUAUAUCAAAUGGCGAACUCUUCCAGGUACUCAAAAUGAUGGUUGGCAACAAUUUGAAAGACACGCAACUGCAGCAGAUUGUGGACAAGACAAUUGGCUUUGCGGACAAGGAUGAGGAUGGCAAAAUAUCGUUCGAUGAAUUCUGCUCGGUCGUUGGCAACACGGAUAUACACAAGAAGAUGGUUGUAGAUGUCUAAGAGGUGCGGCCGGGCUGCAAAUGAGGCAAAGAUAAAGCUGAAGCUCAAGCUGAAGCUAAAUGCGUUUAGGUUUACCUUUUCUUUAUGCAUAUAUAUAUAUCUUUAUUUAUAUAUGUGUGUA